Molecule: messenger RNA, 2819 nt
Organism: Choloepus didactylus (southern two-toed sloth)
Lineage: Eukaryota; Metazoa; Chordata; Mammalia; Pilosa; Megalonychidae
Gene: RSAD1
Product: radical S-adenosyl methionine domain containing 1
Exons: 9
Coding region: 122-1450 (442 amino acids)
Biological process (GO): porphyrin-containing compound biosynthetic process
Cellular component (GO): cytoplasm
Molecular function (GO): 4 iron, 4 sulfur cluster binding; coproporphyrinogen oxidase activity
Source: RefSeq, a predicted model, not a curated record
UCCUUCCGCCGGGGCGUCCCUGCACCCAUGCCGGGCUCUGCCGACUCCCUUGGGCCCUGGGCGGGUCUCCGGCUCGGGUUCCUGCCCCGCGCACCAGGCCGACCCCGCCACACCCGGCGCCAUGGCGCUCCCCGGAGCCCGGGCCCGCGGCUGGGCGGCAGCGGCCAAGGCGGCCCAGAGGCGCCAUCGGGCGGAGGGCGCUGGAGGACAGCCGAGCGCUGCGCCCCGGAGCCAGCGCGCUGCGCUUUACGUCCACUGGCCGUACUGUGAGAAGCGCUGCAGCUACUGCAACUUCAACAAAUACAUUCCCCGCGGCGUGGAGGAGGCCACAGUGCGCAGCUGUCUGGUGACCGAGGCGCGGACGCUGCUGAGGCUCAGCGGAGUGCGGUGGGUGGAGUCUGUGUUCUUUGGUGGGGGCACCCCUAGCCUGGCCAGUCCCCACACUGUGGCUGCUGUCCUGGAAGCAGUGGCCCAGGCAACCCACCUGCCGGCAGACACGGAGGUCACAUUGGAGGCCAACCCCACCUCGGUCCCAGGCUCCAGGCUGGCAGCAUUUGGGAAAGCAGGGGUCAACAGGCUGUCCAUUGGCCUCCAGUCCCUGGAUGAUGCCGAGCUCCAGCUGCUGGGGCGGAUGCACUCGGCCCGCGAUGCCCUGCAGACGCUGGCAGAGGCCCGCCGCCUCUUCCCCGGGCGCGUGUCUGUGGACCUGAUGCUGGGGCUGCCUGGGCAGCAGGUAGGGCUGUGGCUUGGGCAGCUGCAGGAGCUGCUGCGCCACUGUGACGACCACAUCUCCCUCUACCAGCUGUCCCUGGAGCGGGGCACCGCGCUCUUCACCCAGGUCCAGCGGGGCGCCCUGCUUGCCCCUGACCCUGAGCUUGCUGCUGAGAUGUACCAGGAGGGACGGACAGUGCUUCGGGAGGCGGGCUUCCGCCAGUAUGAGGUGUCCAACUUCACCCGGAAUGGGGCGCUCAGUACCCACAAUUGGACUUACUGGCAGUGCGGUCAGUACCUUGGCGUUGGUCCUGGGGCCCAUGGGCGAUUUACACCCCACGGGGCUGGGAGCCACACCCGGGAGGCUCGGAUCCAGACCCUGGAGCCUGACAACUGGAUGAAGGAGGUGAAGCUGUUUGGUCAUGGCACCCGGAAGCGGGUCCCCCUGGGCGAACUGGAACAGCUGGAGGAAGUUUUGGCCAUGGGGUUACGUACAGAUGUGGGGGUCACUCAUCAGCACUGGCAGCAGUUUGAGUCCCAGCUGACCCUGUGGGACGUGUUUGGGGCAAACAAGGAGGUGAAGGAGCUGCUGGAGCAGGGCUUAUUGCUGCUGGAUCACAGGGGUCUUCGGUGCUCCUGGGAGGGUCUGGCUGUGCUGGACUCUGUGUUGCUGACCCUCCUGCCUCGACUCCAAGAGGCCUGGCAGCAGAGAAACCCCUCCCCUGUGCCAGGAGGGUGACCAGAUGUUCCUGUCCUCCAGGGCAGUGACAGAUAUACUUUGAGGGCUGGGCUGCCACUGCAGACAUCACUCCACUGCUGGCUCGUACCAUCUCUGCUCUGUGGUUGUCGCCCAGCCUUGACAUCUCCAGGGGAGUGGCUGCAGAGGGUGCAUGGGAGGACAUUUCUGGUCCAGGAACCAGCAUCCCACCCAGCAUCUCAGGACUUACAAACCACCAUGGGCUCCAUGGCUAGAAACUGCUCUUCUGCAUCAGCCUCUGUUUGCCUUUUUCAUACCAAAUACUGAAAGGUGUUUGGAAAUCUUUCUGUGGGUAAUCACCUCCCCAAGAGAUGGCUUUCUCACUCUGGAGUGAGGUUUUGAGGCAGCUCUUUGAGCCAGAAAACCAAAUCCCCUCUGGAUAUUUUAAGCAGGAAUGGAUGUUUUACAGGAAUGGGGUAUUUAUAAAACCAUUGGAAAGGCUGGGGAAGUGAAAGUCAAAGAAAGCCAUCACCAACUGUCAGGAAAUCAGAAAGUUGCAGGAGUCACAGGAACUGCUGCUGCUGGCCUCAGCUGCCAGCAGCAUAAAGCAGAUAAUUUAUAGGAAAAUGCCUGGAAGAUGCUGCACAAUCUCGUGUUUGUUGUCUGCCAAAGGCCCACGAGUCUGUCUGCCACUGCCAGGGGAGGAGUAACUGUUUCUGCAAGUGCCUCUCAUUGGUGGGCUCUAAAGCAUAUCCUAGCUGGCAGGAGAUUCUGGGAACAUAAUCCCCAGGUUUCCAGGCCCUGCAAUCCAGGAGAGAGCCUAGAAGGGGGUGCUGGGGGCCCACAUAUAUACCCAGCACAGUGGUCUGCUGGAUUCUGAGACCAGUAGGAAAGAUCAGAGCCAGCCUUGCCCCUUCGGGUGGCCAGGAUAUGUUUUGGGGCAGGGGCCAUACAGACCCUCGAGUCCUUCCUCUCCCCUCCCCACAAGACCCCCAGUCCACCGGGAGUGAAGGCUGGUGGAGCCAACAGGGAAAGGGGAGAGAAGGAAGAAUUCAGGAUCCCGAGCGUUUGUAAUCCUCCGCUGUCAUUUUCCCUCCAAAAAUGGUUGCCCAGUUUUAUUUAAAUAGCCUGAUAAGCCCGUCUAGAGCUGGCCUUGACUGUGGUCCUGUCCUUGGAUGGGAUCCUUCCUGGAAUGUGAAGUUCUGAUUUGGGGCCUAGAGGCUUAGUCUAGGGCUGGGGUUCUUUCUCCCUACUCCCCACAUUUUAUUUUCAGAUUUCAAACCUACAUAAAGGUUGAAAGGCUAGGUCAACUUCUACAGUGUGUCUGUAAUGGCUGGAAACAGGCAAAUAUUUGUGAUGUCAUCAAGGACUUCUUCAAUCUGUAAAAAAAUAAAAUAUCCAUAUUUAUAGA